ACCCCAUCUCCUCCUCUUCCAACCAUCUUCACCUCUUCCAUUUCCACUUCUUCCAACCAUCUUCACUUCCAUCUCCACCUCUUCCCACCUCAUCUCCAUCUCUACCAUCUCCAACCCUUGCAUCUCCCUCUUCCCACCUCAUCUCCAACCCCAUCUCCUCCUCUUCUUACCUCAUCUCCAACCCUUCCAUCUCCAACCCUUCCAUCUCCAACCCUUCCAUCUCCAACCCUUCCAUCUCCAACCCUUCCAUCUCCAACCCUUCCAUCUCCAACCCUUCCAUCUCCAACCCUUCCAUCUCCAACCCUUCCAUCUCCCCUCUUCCCACCAUCUCCCCCUCUUCCCACCAUCUCC
Molecule: messenger RNA, 351 nt
Organism: Chaetura pelagica (chimney swift)
Lineage: Eukaryota; Metazoa; Chordata; Aves; Apodiformes; Apodidae
Product: proline-rich receptor-like protein kinase PERK2
Exons: 2
Source: RefSeq, a predicted model, not a curated record